AUGCCGUUCAUGACGCCUUCCCCGCAGAAAAAGGCAAUGGAUCGCCGACAACUGAUCAAGCCAUCAACGCAUAUCCCAUGGUCCGUCGAUGUGGUCUCUGUCGUCCCCAAAGUUUUGGUGGACAAGUUGCAAAGUCAAGAAAUUACAGCUUCGGCCAGUUGCCCCGGAUGGGCCUGUGUCUCGACGGGCGACGGUAUGGUAUGGAUUUGGAGAAAUCGUACGAGCACCCAAUCAGAUGCCACGAUUGAACCACCCAAACCACUCAAGAUUUUCCUUCCCGAUAUUAUGAAUAAUGCGGAUGGCGGCCAUCCUCCCCAACUGGCACUCACCGGGGAUGGGGAAUCCGUCCACUUGUAUGUUUUGUUUCGAGAAUGGCUCUUUUUGCGAAAGCUGACACAAAAGGAUUGGACAACACGGCAAGUUGGCGCCCGAUCCUAUACUGCCAAGCUACGAAUUGCUCUGGAAGACGAAGACAGCGGAAGUAUGGAUCCAGAGAUUCUAACCACGCUCGCUGCGACACCCACUGGAAACGCCGCUUCCUUGAUGGUGAUCUUGGGUUCUAAUAAAGGAAACCUCUACUGGGUCACGCAUACGGCAGUUCCAGUUGGUAUGCAACUCCAAAAGAUUGCUCCACCUUCUUCCGGAUUGUGGAAUCGUUUGAUUGGUUCCUCGCCAACUCCUCACGAGGAAUCAGAUCAAGACCAAUGGGUUCUUCCUUUGGAUGCCUCGCAAUUCUGGGUCAUUUCUACUUCGAAGCUCACCCUCUGGAAGGUCGAUCGAACGAGUGCCCCACCCACCUUUGAGAUUGUGCAGCAGCUCGAAAACUGGAACUCUUUGGAAUUUCGUGUGGAAUCCUUGCUGGAGGCAACUCUCUUGAUGCCCUCUCGUGAAAUGGAUCAACAAAAUGCCACCAUGCAUUGCAUUGUGAGAGGAACCGGGGGACGUCGUUCGUCUUCGAGCGAUGGCAGCAAACUCUACUGGCUUCAAGUAAACCUUCAUACUGCCAAGGUUGAAAAAUCCCAUUGGCUGUCUCGGUUCGCAUCACCGGACAAUGUGGGAAGCUUGGGACUGGCUUGCACUCCCAAUGGAGAUGCCUAUGCUGCGUUCCAUGCGUCGGGUACAAUCAUUGUCAUGGUCUUGCUGGGAGAUGACAUUUUGCAAGAGGUUGACUUGCCCUACAAUCAAGUGCCUAUGUUGGUUCCGAACAUGUUCCAGUCGGACACUGUGACUCAUGGUUGUAACAUGGUAGCAUCCUCAGGAAUUGGGUUACGGGCAAGAUACUUGUCCUCUUCUCCGUCUUCCUCCUCCAUGAUGACGACCAGCCCUUCCAAAAAGCGAGCCCGUCAUUAUGCUUCUUCUGCCACAAAUGUCAAUUUGCUGGUCAAUCACUUGCGCAGCUUCUUUUGGCAGUCCUACCAAGAUCCAACUUCUGUGUCCAUUCAUAAUAUGCCACCGUCACUACAACAGGCCUCUCAAGACGAACUCGAAGCUGCAACGGUUCAAUUUGGAUACGAACUACAACAAAAGGGAGACACCUCCUCUGCGAACAAUCCUAUGGAAUGGCACAAGGCAUAUUGCAGCCUUCUUCAACAAGGUGGUCUUUAUAGAUCUUUGUCCCCGGCUGUUCGAUGGCAACUAUUGGGCAUGGGACAAGAAUUGGCCGUCUUUGGUCAAUUGGCAAGAAUUCCCCUUGCGAAUCCCAGUAGUGGUGCAGUUAGCAUGGACACUAAUAGCAGUGUAGACGCCUUGCGACCCUAUGAUAUUGGUCAAUGGCUCAUUAAUCUCUAUCAAAUGGACCCAUCCAGCAAGAAUUACACAGAGUCUGAGUGGAACGAACUCUUGACCAUUGCCCUCGAAACAGCAAUUGACUACCGCCACGAAAUGGCGUCGCCGAUUUACGACAUUGUCGUGCCAACCGAUGACAUGGAGGCACUUGGUAGGAAGAUUCCAGAAGUCCCACUCUGGACGUCCCAACCAGCACUCCAAGCACUGCUCAAGCUGCAGCUGGAAGAAUGGAAACGAUCCAAUGCCAAAUCCGAAGAAGGGGGUCCUGUGGAUUUGGUGCAUGUAGAAGCAGUGGUCAAGGCGGCUUUGAUUUCCUAUUCGGAGGCUACGCAAGAAACGGCAAAGAAAUCAUAUCCACAAGUACGAGCAUUGGCAUUGGAUCUGCUUCGAUCUGUCGCGAAAGAAGGGGAAGACGAAUUGGCAUUUGAAUUGUCAAUUCAAUACCACCACUUUCGUGGACUCUGUCAAAUCUCAGUGGACCAUGAGAAGAAAUUGGAUGCCGCAGCCUACUCAUUGGAUCAACUAUUUGGAAAGAUUACUGAAGUAGACAUUGAAACGGGAUACUCGUUUGCUCAGUACGUUCUGCAGUGGCAUACCGACAACGGGUUGUAUGGGCACGCUAUCAAUUAUGGCCGUCACGCAUCGAACGAUCUCAAAGUGCUAAUGGAGAAAGACGAGCGUUUGCAAAAAUACCAAUGGAUACCAGCCAUUAGACAACAAUAUUAUGGACAAGCAACGGAGUCAUGUUUGCAGUUUGGAGACAAAAGCAACCUUUUCAACCAUGAGUGGUCCCUAAGUAUGGCCAAGCUCGCGAACAAGCUAGUGGUGAAACAAGACAAAAAGCGCACCGUUGCCAUUGAAAACCAAUUGGAACUUGUGGAUGCUCAACAAGUGCUCCUGGAAGACUCUCUAGUAAAUAACCUCACGGAAAGCGAACUCAUGUUACCAGAAGCGCUUGUCCAACUGGCAUUAAAGAAGCUUACCAGUGGAACUUGCAUGGAGGAUCGAGUCAAAUUUGGCACGGUGGCAUUGGCUGUCUGUGCGGCCAUGGACGACCAGAAGAUAGCGUCGCAAUAUGCUGCCACUGUUUGGGCAAAUUGCUUUCGCUUGGACGACACCUUGUGGAAUGCGUGGACGCAACACGAGGAUAUCAUUACAAGAGAAAGCUUUUAUGAGGACACUCUUUUUGGGAAGCUGCUGGAAGAUUGCCGUGAAGAGCCCAAGAUGGCCGAUGUCAUCUAUAGUCGACACAUUGAACAUUAUGUUUUGGACAAGUUGGAUGUGACCGACGCCAACAAAACGGAGAUCUGUCGUCUACUACGAAGCGUCACUGCGGUGGAUGAUGACAUCCAAGGGCAAUCGAUGAUAGUCGCUAAGAUGGAGUAA
Cylindrotheca closterium is the source of this 3171-nucleotide messenger RNA. The record is from the annotation of a GenBank genome assembly. NCBI's taxonomy places the organism in Eukaryota, Bacillariophyta, Bacillariophyceae, Bacillariales, Bacillariaceae.